Molecule: messenger RNA, 974 nt
Organism: Aedes albopictus (Asian tiger mosquito)
Lineage: Eukaryota; Metazoa; Arthropoda; Insecta; Diptera; Culicidae
Gene: mRpL4
Product: large ribosomal subunit protein uL4m
Exons: 1
Coding region: 96-935 (279 amino acids)
Biological process (GO): translation
Cellular component (GO): ribosome
Molecular function (GO): structural constituent of ribosome
Source: RefSeq, a predicted model, not a curated record
CAGCUCGCCACAAAAAAAAACGAAACGAGCAGCAUGUGCGGUGUUUACAAAAGCCGUGAAUCGCGUAACACAUCCAUUCAUCAAAACUUGUGAAAAUGUUCCAACUAUUUCAAAAAAGUGCCGCUAAACUACUUGGAUUCAAAGUUCCACCGGUGAUAGCGGUCAAUCAGUGCCGCGCGCUGGUGCAGCAGCAGCAACAAGUACCAAAUUUGACUGACUUGAACCCGUUUCGUGCACCGCGAUCCGUGUGGAUUGAAAACUUGGACACCAUCGAGGAGCAAAAAGUCGGAAUCCAGCAGCUGAGCAGCGAAAUAUUCGGCGCCGCUCCCCGGAUCGACAUCGUCCACCAGAACAUCGAAUGGCAGCGCAAGUACCGGUUUGUAAGCUUUUCCCACUCCAAGACACGGAAUGAAGUCCGGGGCGGAGGGCGGAAACCAUGGCCGCAGAAGGGAUUGGGGCGAGCUCGUCACGGAUCGAUUCGGUCGCCGUUGUGGCGCGGUGGUGGCAUUGCCCAUGGUCCCCGUUCGCCGACGACGCAUUUCUACAUGCUGCCGUUCUUCAACCGGGUGCUAGGGCUGGUCUCGACGCUGUCCAUCAAACUGGCCCAGGAUGAUUUACAUGUAGUGAAGGAUUUGGGCAUUCCGACGGAGGAUCCGCAGUACCUGCGCGAUUUGGUCCAGGAACGUGCCUGGGGUCCUUCGGUGCUGUUUAUCGACAGCAGCGACAUUAUGCCACGGAAUAUCACGGCCGGGGCGGAAGAAAUCGAUCACAUUAAUCUGAUGCCGGUGUACGGAUUGAACGUCUACUCAAUGCUGAAGCACGACACUUUGGUUCUGACGAAAGCUGCCGCGGAGGAAAUCGAGAUGAAACUUACCGAGCAUCUGCAUCGCACCGAUGCGAGAUCGCUGAUGACCAAGUUCAAGGUUGACCGAUAGGUGAUACGAAUAAAGAGGCAUUUGCGUAGAUUGAUGGAA